UAGUGUGCUGCAUGCAUACUUCUGGGGUCCGGGUAACUGAACAGAUCCAACAAGACAUCUCAAAGGAAUCAUAGUGAGUUGAACUUUUUCCUGCUUUGUUAUUUGAACAAGAUGCAGUGCGAGAUCGCUUUUGGAAUGUUUCGAUGUACUUUAUAAACCGUUGAUUCCUUGCUGGAUUAGUCUACUGCACAAAGAGCAGCGAGAAUAAAGACUGGACGCGCGUCAAGAUGUUGCUGCACGCUAUGCUUUCGCGGCAGUGAGCAAAUGUGAUUCGUUUUCAACCAUUUGGUGUUUUGUCCAUGGAGGAGUUUCGAUACACAUUUCCGCGGAUAUCGAAGGAACAAUAUGAGCAUACUUAACUAUCUGAAGGGGUUAGAAGAACGCGGCUAGACGGUGGGCAUGGAACAAGAGGAAUUGUUUAUCUCAGUCUCUGGUGGAGAAACAUUAUGGGUUAUAAACCAACAAAUGGUAGGCUAUCCCUUGACCUAAUAAUUAACUUUCAAGCUUCUGAAUCAUAAAGGAAUGGCAAACUCUGGCAACUCUCCAGUCUUUCUACGGCUGCAAAUAUUGAUUUUGUCCAUCGGCUGUGCAUUGGUAUGUUAUAGUCGUUCAUCCACCGCAUCACCGGCACACAACCAGCGUUUGAUAUGCUGGCAAGCCAUCAUCAAGUGCCAAGGAGAACAGGAGUGUCACUACGCGUACACACAGUAUCUACACGCGUGCGGUCCGGUGAUAAACGGCAACAGGAAGAAAUGUCCCAGCCAUUGCAUUUCUUCCAUCAUUCAGCUCAAUCUGACUGUGAACGGCCCGGCACUGGAGGACUGCGAAUGCGCCUCGGACACUCUGUGCAAGAUGACCAAGAGAGCCAUUGAGCCCUGUAUACCUAGAACGAGCCACAUGGGCUGCACCGAAGCGCGUAAGCAAUGUGAGAAGGAUCCCGAGUGCAGCACCGCCAUGCGGGACUAUCUGUAUCACUGCAGGAAGCUCUUCGGUGGAGAGCGCUGCUCGGACGACUGCCGGCGGGUCAUCACGAACAUGCGCUCCAUCCCCAAAGCCCUGCAGCUGGACACUUGCGUGUGCGACGGCACAGAGAGGACCAUAUGCGAGUAUGUCAAAGGCAGCAUGAAAAACUUUUGCUUUAACGACCGGUAUGGCGGGAGUGGCUUUUCAGAUAAUGAGGACGAACUGGAAUAUGACUACGAGACGGAUUAUGAGGACGAAGAGAGUGAUGCGUGGGAUUUAAGAGCACAGAAGAGUUCGAUUGUGAUGUCCACCAUUUUGACACUUUCUUCUCUUGUUAUAGUUAGAUAGGGCAUGUUUUCCGAAUUAACUGCAUAUUUGGCAAUAAUAAAUUAAGCCCAAA
Carassius carassius (crucian carp) is the source of this 1363-nucleotide messenger RNA. RefSeq names its product growth arrest-specific protein 1-like. Bases 523 to 1311 code for a protein of 262 amino acids. The record is from RefSeq and is a predicted model, not a curated record. The transcript has a single exon. Lineage: Eukaryota; Metazoa; Chordata; Actinopteri; Cypriniformes; Cyprinidae. Gene Ontology annotation, biological process: regulation of cell cycle.